Cottoperca gobio is the source of this 1767-nucleotide messenger RNA. RefSeq names its product NK3 homeobox 2 (gene nkx3-2). Bases 220 to 1017 code for a protein of 265 amino acids. Gene Ontology annotation, cellular component: nucleus. Lineage: Eukaryota; Metazoa; Chordata; Actinopteri; Perciformes; Bovichtidae. Gene Ontology annotation, molecular function: RNA polymerase II cis-regulatory region sequence-specific DNA binding; DNA-binding transcription factor activity, RNA polymerase II-specific. The record is from RefSeq and is a predicted model, not a curated record. Gene Ontology annotation, biological process: cell differentiation; regulation of transcription by RNA polymerase II. The transcript is spliced from 2 exons.
GAGGAGCAGCAUCGUGCCUGCGGAUGUAGCAGAAACUUUCCACGGCUUAUCCCGCGGGGAUGCGACCAGGAACCAUCACUGGAGGGAAAAGGUUAAGCGACAGCAGUGCUCCACGGAGGGAGUAGUCUAAAAUGUGGAUGAACUGACAUUUACUCCUCUAUCCGGGCCGGUUAAUUAUACGCAAAGUUGAAGUACCAAGGAAACUCCGCUUCUUUGAAAAUGGCCGUUCGUGGCAACUCUCUGAUGCCUUUCUCAAUCCAAGCCAUCCUGAACAAAAAGGACGAGAGCCGACACUUGCCAGAUUUGGACAUGUGCUUCUCCAAGACGGCUUGCUGGAAAAUAUUUGGGGAGAUGAAAGGCGGGUCUCGGAGAGAUGAUGGGGAGGCUUGUGAGCCGACGGACCAGAAAAGCUACGACUCGGACUCGGGACUCAGCGAUGACAACGACAGCAAGAUUCCGGUCGUGUGCAAGUCGGAGAAAGACGGAGACCCUGCCUCGGAUGUGCCGGAGGAAAGUUUGCAAGAGGAGACGGACCACGAGUCUGCAGCAGCAGAAAACGCAAAGAGUGACAGCGAGCCCAAUAAUGCUACGGACUCCAGCACCCUGGACGAGAAGAGCCUGGAUCAGCCCAAACAGAGGAAAAAGCGCUCCAGGGCCGCCUUCUCUCACGCGCAGGUCUUCGAGCUGGAGCGUCGCUUCAACCACCAGCGGUACCUGUCCGGGCCGGAGCGGGCGGACCUGGCGGCCUCCCUGAAGCUCACAGAGACUCAGGUCAAGAUCUGGUUCCAGAACCGCCGGUACAAGACGAAACGCCGCCAGAUGGCCGCUGACCUCAUGGCGUCGACUCCGGCAGCCAAGAAGGUUGCGGUGAAAGUUUUGGUGCGGGACGACCAGAGACAGUACAGCCCGGGAGAAAUCCUGCGGCCCCCGCUGCUCUCCCUGCAGCCGUCAUACUAUUACCCCUACGCUUACUGCCUCCCUGCAUGGACACUCUCUGCAUGUGCAGGGAAUCAGUGAGAAGUCGGUGACUGUAUUUAUUCUUUUUUGUUUUUGUUUUGUUUGAUGACUUUGCUCCCAGGAAAUCAAACUAACUAUACUUAUUUUUCUGACAAGAGGAUGACACCUGAGGGGACUUUUGUUAAUCUGCUCAUCUGCCUCAUCGUGUUGCCCAGGCAGGGGUUCCCUAACUACUUUUUUCACAUUCUCAAAUACAUAAACACGACUCAGUCUUUCAUUUAAGAGUCUGUCCCGAGGAACUCUGCAAAAAGAAGACAUUUCUCAUGAUUUAGGCUAUAAAACCAUAACUGUCUGAAGUGUAAAGCGGGGAGACUGGACCUCCUUAUUAAACGUUAACCUCUGAGGAGUGACGCAUAAUAACAUUAAAGUAUUCCUCUCUUUGCUCGGGAGCCCCUCAAGGACCUCUGAAGCCCCACGGACCCCACUUCGGGAACCAGCGGCCUUAAUAGACUGUAAAUGUCAUCUUAUGUUGGUUUAUAUUUUACAUGCGCCUUCCUACCUCUGCAGUGAUUGGAAAUAGGCAUAUUCCAUUGACUUUUCAUAUAACUGUCUCUGUUACAGGUUGUGUUUUUUUUUUCUUGCUGUGUUUGUAAAGGUAAGAUAUUUCAGCACUUUUGAGCUAUAUACAUUACUUCAAUGUAAAAUGCGUUUUAGUGUGGGCAUGUACAGUGAGGAGGCGGUCACUUGUGUUAUUGGCCUGAAAGUGAUCUCGUGGCAGGAAGCAGGCUAUAAAACAGACCGACUUCUAAU